Molecule: messenger RNA, 1802 nt
Organism: Macrobrachium nipponense
Lineage: Eukaryota; Metazoa; Arthropoda; Malacostraca; Decapoda; Palaemonidae
Product: signal recognition particle subunit SRP68-like
Exons: 13
Coding region: 15-1778 (587 amino acids)
Biological process (GO): SRP-dependent cotranslational protein targeting to membrane
Cellular component (GO): signal recognition particle, endoplasmic reticulum targeting
Molecular function (GO): signal recognition particle binding; endoplasmic reticulum signal sequence receptor activity; 7S RNA binding
Source: RefSeq, a predicted model, not a curated record
ACGUCACUUGAUACAUGGCAGUAGUUCGGUUGUUUUCCGGUAGAUGGAACCACUGUGGCCGAGUCUUAAUGGCCGCCUCCAUAAACAUGACAGAAAGUGAUGUUCCAACCGAGGAUGUCCAGGUGGAGGAAAAGAAGAGUGCCCUGUACACUCUCAAAGUGCUGGCUGCCGUACGAGAAGCCCAGCUAGCUCAUGGUUUACGGCAUAAUGAUUAUCAGUUGUAUCGUCAGUACUGCAGUCGUAGAAUAAGACGUCUUCGCAAGAAUUUAGAUUUUAUUCAGGGAGACAGGAGGAACUUCAGGAAGAAAGAUGUAACGGUUGAAGUCUUGAAGGAUGAGAGAUUCCUUCUGAUACCUUUGAUGACUGUAGAGCGAUGUUGGGCGUAUGCAAUGCAGUUGAAAGAGGAAAGUCAGCAAGACUCAAGAAAAAAAUUUUCUAUGAGAAAUAAACUAAGGAAGGCAGCCAAAUAUGUUGGAGCAUUUGAAAAACUUGUAGAGGAAAGUGGAGUUUGUGAUGCUAGGACACAACUGGAAGUGGAAGGUUACGCUGCAUGGUUAAAAGGCACUGUUCUCUUUGAAUUAGCGGAUUGGACACACGAAUGGGAUAAACCUGUGGAAUUCUUUAAUAAAGCCCUGGCAAUAUACAGCAAGUUGAAAGAUGCAGUGUCAGAAGAUGAGGCAGAAAUCUAUGCUAGUAGAUUACAGGAAUUAGAAGUUAAGUUGCGAUUCUGCAAACACCACCUGGGUGAUCGCUCAGCAACGGACACAUUGUUGGCAAUGCGUGGCAAUGAAGCAUUAGGUGAUAAACUCGAUAAUCUCCUUGCUUCAGCAAGAGAAAGGCAAGCAGCUACUCUUAGUGAAGUUACGUGGAAAGGUCGUAAUCUUGCUGUUAAGCAUGAAAAAGUACGAUUGUUCCUAUUAAAUGAAGGACUCAUUCAUGAAGAACUAGAAAAAAUAACUAAAGCUCUGCAUAUCAUAGUGCGGGAUGAUCUAAAGAAUGAUCCAACAUUCAAACCACGACAACAGGUCAACACAGGACCAGUCUCACCUUUGCAUUUCCUUCAUACGUACUUGUCUUAUCACCGGUUGAAUUUAACGAUACUUCGAAACAAGGCUUUAGUGGAUACCUAUCAAAAAAUUGUCUCGGGAGAAAUUGAGGUUGAAGAUGGUAAGAAAGCUCCUAAAUUGCAAGAUUUAGUACGAUUACAAGAAAUUAUAAUUCAGAACUUGAAUGAUUUGACGCAUUUACCUGGCUUGGAAGAUGAUGAUGAACUGAAACAAAGUGUUGAAGGACAAGUAUUAGCCUACAAAGCACAUCGGUGUUACUAUGUUGCUGAGAGCUUCAUGAAGUUAGAAAAAUGGGCAGAAGCACUCAUUCUGUACGAAAGGACUUUAACUUACAUUAAAUCUGCUAGCAAGAAUAAAUCAGAGACAUCAAUGGGAAAAAGCCUUGAAAAACUUUCUGCCAUGGUAGACAGUAAAAAGUUCACAGCUCAUGCUCAAGCCAUUCUAGCAUCAGAGUCGAUGGUUCCCGAUGUUUCAAGGCUUUCCAUUAAGAACAAGAAGAUGUUGAUUGAGCGCUUGGAUGAGUACAUUGAAGACUCCAGUUUAACUUCUAAACAUCCGAAUGUAGCACAAGUGCCAUCUCCUAUGACUUCUGUGCCAUGUAAACCUCUUUUCUUUGACCUUGCGUUAAACUAUAUAGAAUUCCCAUCUUUAGAUGACAAAGUAGAGGCUAAGAAACAGACUCCAGCAGCUGCUGCUGGUGGAGUGGAAUAACUGUUUGGUGAAAGGUUUAUGGGG